CUCAGUUCUGUAUUUCUUGGGUGGGACAGAGGAAACAUUAUACAUUUUGCCAUCAGGGGAAACAGACGGCAGAUUCUUCUUCUCUGCUCAUUAUACCAACAAAGAAAAGAGUAAAAACAGCAAGCAAUUGACAACAAUGGACCAAUACCAUUAUGUGAAGGAUGAGGAUGGUGGUGCGCUCCAGAUCAGUGAGACUCCACCCACUCCCCGGUUGGCUGUCUCUAGGUUCAGACGCUGGUUAUUUCCUGCUGUGACAGCCGUGAUCCUGUUGACUGUGAUCAUAUUCCUGGGAGCUAACAACAUGAAGGUGUCAAAUCAACUGUGGUCUAUAGAGCAGAGACUUUCCAACCAGUCGCAGCAUUCCUCAGUGCCUCAGGUUCAAGACGUAAACACGUCAAAUCGUCUAUCAUUUGUGGAGCAGAGAGUUUCCAACCUGAUUGAUGUCAUCCAAUUACUGAAUGACUCACUGAAGCAUAUUCAAGACACAGACACAUCUAAUCGUCUAUUAUCUGUGGAGCAGAGAGUUUCCAGCCUGACUGAUGCCACCCAAUUACUGAGCAACUCAAUGCGGCAUACUGAAGAAAUGGCUAAUGACCUUCAUCAGCUAAAGCUUGCUGUUGACAACAACAAGGAUCAGCUGACCUCAGUGACCAAGGCGCUGAAGAAGUUGUCGGUCAUUGACUCUCUCAGUAAGAGUGUUGCUGCCAUCGAAUAUAUCAUCAACCUCAUCAUCAACAACAGAAUCUGUUGUCCUCUGGGCUGGACUGCGUUUGAGUCCAGCUGUUACUUCUUCAGCAAUGAGUCUCAGUCCUGGAAUGAGUCCAGAGACUGGUGUGAAACACAGCAAGCCCACUUGAUCAUUCUCCACACUGACAUGCAGUGGGACUUUGUGACCAAUCAAACAAUUCCUCAGUAUUUCUGGGUCGGUUUGUCUGACUGGAGAACUGGGAGUUGGGAGUGGGUGGAUGAGACACCGUACACUGUGGAGCCCAGGCGGUGGAGACCUGGGCAGCCCGAUAACUGGGCCCAUCAUGGUCUAGGGCCCGGGAACGAAGACUGCGCUCACCUUCACAGUGAUGGACGCCUGAACGACCAGCACUGCUCCGUCAAGGAACGCUUCAUCUGUCAGAAAGACAACCUGAGAGUCUGAACACAUCUGCUGGCCAGGCCCCGCCCACUUCACAAAUAAGGAACCUCUCCAAUUAAAGAAUUCAGUUUAUUUGCUUUAAGCUUCAAAAUAAUGCUAAUACAUUGAAAACCCAAAUAAAUGAAGAUCAGACUCUUGCUCAUGUUGACAAAAGCCACGUAAUGUACAUAAUGAAACAUCCCAAAUGUUCUUUAGUAGACAUGAAACUGUGCAUCCACUUUCACCGUGAACAUAAAGAGAUGUCAGAUGUACUUUGUUCCAUACAGGCAUCCAAUGAAUCCUCCUAUUGAUCUUUUAUAUUCUUUCUCUAAAACACAAAUCACAUUCAUUGAAUCUUGCGAUCAUGUUAUUUUGUAAAUCACACCUCAUUUCUUAAUAUUUUUCUACUAUGAUGGGUAACAGGUGCAAUUGAUUAAAACGUGUCAGGGAGGAAAGUGCAAGAUCUCUAAGAUGUGUUGCAGUGAGAAGUCAUGACAUACAAUAAAAAUGAG
This is a messenger RNA of Oreochromis aureus, 1638 nucleotides long. Its product is annotated as asialoglycoprotein receptor 1-like. The transcript has 11 exons. The coding region runs from base 137 to 1150 and encodes 337 amino acids. The record is from RefSeq and is a predicted model, not a curated record. Lineage: Eukaryota; Metazoa; Chordata; Actinopteri; Cichliformes; Cichlidae.